AUGUCUGGCCGCCGCCAAUCAGUUCGAAGUGCUCGCAAACGUUUCCAAGUGAACACCUUUGCGCCCGGCGGAACUAUCAACGAUCCGCUGAACAUUGAAGUUGAGAUAAAUAGCACAUCGGAUAAGGUGUUUGGUGAGGAAUUGAAUGGAAAACCGCCGCCGCAGAAAAAGAAGAAGUUUGAGCAUGAUCAGGUGUCGCCGAUGAAACAUGUGAGUUUUUUGGGAGGAAUUUUGGAAAUAUUAAAAAAAGGAGCGAGUGUAGACCGCAAGCUUCCGCGCAGCGGCCACGCGGAUUUCUAUGACGUUUGCCAUAUCAUAGUAAACCGCGUGGCCGCUGAAGCGGAAGAUAGUGCCGCUGACGCGGAAGCUUCCGGUUUACACUCGCGACUUGCGUCGCUCGAUCAAAAUUUGGGCAUAGCUUCCGCAUCUCCGCUGAAAUAUUAA
Messenger RNA from Caenorhabditis angaria, 444 nucleotides. The record is from the annotation of a GenBank genome assembly. NCBI's taxonomy places the organism in Eukaryota, Metazoa, Nematoda, Chromadorea, Rhabditida, Rhabditidae.